AUGUCUAUAACAGAGAUGAGAGAAUUUAUGACAAUAAUUGACUCUUGGUGCAAAGAGAAUAGCUACGUGAUAGCUGGAUAUUACCAGGCAAAUGAACGCGUGAAAGAUGCCAGUCCAAACCAGGUUGCGGAAAAGGUGGCCUCCAGAAUUGCAGAGGGCUUUAACGAUACAGCGCUCAUAAUGGUUGAUAACACCAAGUUUACAAUGGAGUGCGUAGAGCCUGCCAUUCACGUGUAUGAGCUUCAUGAGAACAAGUGGAGGUGCAAGGACCCGCACGUUGAUUUUUGUGAAGAUUGGACCGAAGCCCAGAGAAUUGCUGCAUCUCUCUUGGACAGCAAGUCCUACGAGACGCUUGUAGAUUUUGAUAAUCACCUGGAUGAUAUCCGGAACGACUGGACAAACCCAGAGAUCAACAAAGCUGUCCUCCACCUGUGUUAGAGGGGUUUCUACUGACUAAUUUAUGGGCAUUCCCACUGUGUACUGAAGAGAGAAAAAUGCUAUUUUUGAAUGUAAAUAGAAUAAUAUUCAGUACCUUGUGUGGAAACCCAACUGAUUAAAAAGGAGUGGCAUGUCACAUUGCAAAGAGUGAUGUGUCCGUAAGCUGUUGAAUCUUUUUUGUCAGAUUCCUUGGAAGAACUGCAAACUGUCAGUUACAGCUGUCCUUGUGGACGCCUUCCCAGUUGUAGUGAAUGUUGCUAUUCCUUCAAAACAAGAACUACUUCUGCUUGUCCCUACGGUUCGUAUUACAGAGUUUUGACUAAGCUUUUCUAAUCUUUAGAGAGAUUACUUUUUAACAAUUUAUGGAAAUACCUUUCA
Fulmarus glacialis (Northern fulmar) is the source of this 816-nucleotide messenger RNA. It is a transcript of the gene EMC8, whose product is annotated as ER membrane protein complex subunit 8. Bases 1 to 438 code for a protein of 145 amino acids. The transcript is spliced from 5 exons. Lineage: Eukaryota; Metazoa; Chordata; Aves; Procellariiformes; Procellariidae. Gene Ontology annotation, cellular component: EMC complex. The record is from RefSeq and is a predicted model, not a curated record.